Molecule: messenger RNA, 1888 nt
Organism: Camelina sativa (false flax)
Lineage: Eukaryota; Viridiplantae; Streptophyta; Magnoliopsida; Brassicales; Brassicaceae
Source: RefSeq, a predicted model, not a curated record
UCUCAUCUCUGUCUCAUUCCUUUUCAUGAGCAUCUUCAUCAUCAAUAUAGACUAAACGGACCUUGAUCCAUCCAAAAAUUCCCUAAAGUGACACGUGUAUACGUUACAGUGUCGGCCAAAGCUCAACGAACUCUCUUAUCGUACGAAGGGUAUAUGAAUAUCAUCAUAUUGCAAUCAUCGUAAACCGGAUUCGGAUAUGCUUCUUGGAUCCUAACUCUCUUGAAAUAGGGUUUCCUCUCAAAUCCUUUUCACAAGUUCAGUUUUUUUUUUGGCAUUCUCACCGCUCGGCACUAAUUAAGGUCGAGCAAUGGAGGUGAAGGAGGUUGAUAGAGUGAUAAUAGCAAAACCGGUGGCCUCGAGGCCUUCUUCAAGUUCUAGCUUCAGGAAUUUCACUGAGCUUCUCACUGAUUCAGUUACCGUAUCUCCUCAAUCUAAUUGCAAUGACAUUGUAGACGCUGCUAUAAGACCAAAGACUUUGAGGUUCAACCAGCCAGUUGCAGCUUCGGUCUCAUAUCCACGGGUUGAAAGAAACAAUAAGGGAAAUGGAAAGUCUUGUGAUGAUUCAGAUAGCAAAAGCUAUGUCGUUUAUAAACCCAAAGCAAAGCUUGUCUCCAAAGCAACCGUCUCUGCAUUGGCUAAUAUGGGGAACAUGCAGCAGACUUGGAGACAACCCGAAGCAGUAGCCUAUGGGAAAAGUGUGAGCCAAGGUACAUAUCGAGCGGGUCCUAAUCUAGUCCAGAAAGUUCCAUCCUUUACGGAACCAGAGACAUCUGUUGGGGACAGAUCUUCAGUGGAUGGAUACAACUGGAGGAAAUACGGACAGAAGCAAGUUAAAGGGAGUGAGUGUCCAAGGAGUUAUUACAAAUGCACACAUCCCAAAUGUCCGGUGAAGAAGAAAGUAGAGAGAUCAGUGGAAGGUCAGGUUUCAGAGAUUGUGUAUCAAGGUGAGCAUAAUCACUCAAAGCCGUCUUGUCCUCUUCCACGGCGCGCUUCAUCAACAACCUCUUCAGGGUUUCAGAAACCACCAAAAGCGGUUGCUUCUGAAGGAUCAAUGGGACAAGACCCUACCAAUAGUCUCUAUUCUUCUCUUUGGAGCAAUCAAAGCAAUGAAUCUUCUAAAAGCAGAACAGAUAAGAUGAAUGAGGGUUGUGUUAUUACACCAUUCGAGUUUGCGGUUCCAAAAUCGACAAAUUCGAAUGCCGGAACUUCGGAUUCUGGUUGCAGAAGUAGCCAAUGUGAUGAAGGCAGCAACGGAGGAGAGCUUGAUGAUCCAAACAGAAACAAAAGAAGGAAGAACGAGAAGCAAACGAGUGAAGCAGGAGUAUCGCAAGGCUCGGUGGAAUCAGACAGUCUUGAAGAUGGAUUCAGGUGGAGGAAGUACGGACAAAAAGUGGUGGGAGGCAAUGCGUAUCCAAGAAGUUAUUACAGAUGCACGAGUGCUAAUUGCAGAGCAAGGAAACAUGUUGAGAGAGCGAGUGAUGAUCCAAGAGCUUUCAUUACAACCUACGAGGGUAAACAUAAUCAUCAUUUGCUCUUGAACCCUCCAACUUCCUCCUCUACUCUUCCUUUUAACUCUCCACAGCUUUCUAAGUAACACAUUUUGAUGCAUUCAUGCUUUCUCUUUUUUUCUAUUUCUUUUUUGUCGAGAAAUAGAAAAAAAGAGAAAGCAAAUUGGUAUACACAAUCACCAUUUGCUCUUUUACCCAUUUAGCUUCCCACAACUUUCUAAGCAAUCCAUUUAAUCCCAUUCAUGUUUUUUCUUCGAUCUUUAUACCACAGUAGUUAAUUAAUCGUGUGAAUCUAUUUUUAUUUACAUAAAGAUUGUAAGGAUAAGAAGACUGAUGUUAUUUUAACAAAACCAAAUAAAAAAAAAAAGAGUUACAUUUUA